Molecule: messenger RNA, 1632 nt
Organism: Stegastes partitus (bicolor damselfish)
Lineage: Eukaryota; Metazoa; Chordata; Actinopteri; Pomacentridae
Gene: mafbb
Product: v-maf avian musculoaponeurotic fibrosarcoma oncogene homolog Bb
Exons: 1
Coding region: 323-1291 (322 amino acids)
Biological process (GO): regulation of transcription by RNA polymerase II
Cellular component (GO): nucleus
Molecular function (GO): RNA polymerase II cis-regulatory region sequence-specific DNA binding; DNA-binding transcription factor activity, RNA polymerase II-specific
Source: RefSeq, a predicted model, not a curated record
AAAGUGCGCUCCUCCUGAGCAGGCAGAGGUGCGUCCAGUCCUUUGGCAGCAGCGGACUUUUAGUUUGUGGCUCCUGAAGCCAAACAAGCGGCGCGGUGCAGAGUCACAACUCUGUGCAGAGUUUCAGAAGCUGGGAGCUUCUUUUGCAGGGAUUUUUUCCCCCUCCCCAUACGAUUGUUUUUUUUAUUGUUUUUGUGAGCUGAAAUCAAAGUUUGGAAGUAUCUUUGUUUUGUUUUUCUACUACUGAGUCCGAGCGCACUGACUGCAUGAAAUAUCAGUGGACAUUUGGAGCUCUUUGAAGAGACCAGUUUUGCCGUUAAAGAUGACCGCUGAGGCGCAUUCACAUUUGGGACUGCAGAAACCCCCCAUGGAUUUCGUCAGCGACUUUGACUUGAUGAAGUUCGGCGUGAAGAAGGAGACGAUGCAGGGGCUGGAUCGCUCCUUCAUCGGGCCGUGCAGCCAGCUCCAGAGACCAGACUCCGUCUCCUCCACCCCUGGCAGCACACCUUGCAACUCGGUACCCUCAUCGCCAAAUCUGAAUCCAAACGAGCAGAGAAAUAAUCCCGGAAGCGACCAGUUCUGGAUACCCAACAACGGGGGUUACCCUCAGCAGAUGUACCCUCAAGCUUUCGGCCUGACACCCGAAGACGCAGUGGAGGCCCUCAUUGGAGCCACGGCGCAGCAGGGACACCCCUCUGCGCCCCACGGCCACCACCCGCCACCCUUCCAGGCUGACUACGAGGGCUACGGCCACCUGAACGAGCCUGUCCAGCAUUACCUUCACCCCGACAUGCAGGGUAUCCCCAACGGCCACUGCCAGGACCCCUAUCUGAAAGAUGACAGCGCGUCUCCGGAGUCGCCAGAGGCCCAGCAGGUCCUCGGUGCGCACCACCACCUCCAGCAGCAGCACAGCCGCCACGACAGGCGAUCCAACGCCGACAUGCACUUCUCAGACGACCAGCUGGUGUCCAUGUCCGUCAGGGAGCUCAACCGGCUCCUCAGGGGCCUGAGCAAGGACGAGGUGAUGCGUCUGAAGCAGAAGCGCCGGACCCUGAAAAACAGAGGUUACGCACAGUCCUGCCGCUACAAGCGCGUCCAGCAGAAACACAUUUUGGAGCACGAAAAGACGAGCCUGGUGUCACAGGUCGAGCAGCUCAAACAUGAACUCAACAGACUGGUCCGGGAGAGAGAUGCAUACAAACUUAAAUGCGAGAAACUGUCCGGUGCAAACUGUUACCACGAAACUGGGUCCACCAGUGACAACCCUUCCUCACCCGAGUAUUUAAUGUGAGUUUGUUGAUUUCCUGCAGAACUGAUUCUUUUCCAUACGGAGGCAUUCGUGUUGACAGCUCGCCUUGCUGUUGAGCAAACGACCCCACGGAUUCAUCCAGUUUUGAAUCAUCUCGGGCAUAAGGACAUGACUCAAAUAAUUGUAAUAGAUACAUCUAGGCAGCAACAUAUGAAUGGAAUUUUUUGCAAUGAAGCAUGCAUGCAGGACAUGUAUGAGAUGUUUUUAUUUUAUACAGGCAUAUCUGUAUUUUGUCUGACAGGAGAUACUUGAAAUCAGAGGAUAUUUGCUUUUAUUAAUAUACAACUUUAAUCUUCCUGCUUCAGUUACUGCUCAGUCUUCAU